Manis pentadactyla (Chinese pangolin) is the source of this 6505-nucleotide messenger RNA. It is a transcript of the gene MITF, whose product is annotated as melanocyte inducing transcription factor. The record is from RefSeq and is a predicted model, not a curated record. Gene Ontology annotation, cellular component: nucleus. The transcript has 10 exons. NCBI's taxonomy places the organism in Eukaryota, Metazoa, Chordata, Mammalia, Pholidota, Manidae. Gene Ontology annotation, molecular function: DNA-binding transcription factor activity, RNA polymerase II-specific; protein dimerization activity; RNA polymerase II cis-regulatory region sequence-specific DNA binding. Gene Ontology annotation, biological process: melanocyte differentiation; regulation of transcription by RNA polymerase II. Bases 1970 to 3394 code for a protein of 474 amino acids.
GAUGUAUAAGUUACAGAUUUUCCUCAUUAAAGAUCUUCCAUUGUUCCUAGUUGAUGACAUCAAGAAGUCUUGUCUAUAUAGCCAACCUACGGUCCACCACUGAAUAUGUAGCUCCUAACAUCUUGAUGUUUUUCACUCAUCUCUCUUUCUCUCUCUCUCCAACCCCUCCCAGCCUGACUUGUUAAUUGCUUUUCUUGUGUGUCUUCAUAAAGUUGUAGCCAGUCUGUUCCAUUCUGGACUGUUUAUCUUUGAAUGCCAAAGGACUUGAAACAUCAUAAUGUUGUGUAAUGAACAUAACUUCUGCCUUGACAUGUGGGUAUUAAGAGCAUUAGUCAUUGCAAAUGAUUGAAUUAAAUAUUUUCAAUAAAAGGAUAUAAUGAUCUAAUAGAGAGGAAGAAGUUAUAAAAAUACUAGUUGAUGGCUUUAAUGGUGAGCCAUAUACUUAGUGGGUUCCAUCAGUGAUGGGCUAAAGAUUCACAGAAUGAAUGUAAAAGCAUUCUUCCUCUUUAUUAGUGGGAGAGGUGAAAGACCCCCAAAUAAAAACUACUUACUUCUCAGUCGUACUAAGAAAAGUGUAAAUCAUCUGAAUCUCCAAUGCUUUUGCUCCCAAUCCACUACCUUGCAUGUAUAUUUAAUUAUUGUGAGAAAUUUUGAAGAUUUUCAUGAGGUAUUAUCAAUAGGGACUCUUGGGCUGUGUCUUGUUGGAAAGUCCUUAGCCUUGUAAUCUUCUUUUUUGGAGAGCCACCAGGGCAUCUUUUGCAGCACCGUCAGAAAGCCAGGGAUUUCCUGAGUGAACAAGGUGGGUCUUUACCUGUGAUGCUGAUUUUAUGAAGAGUUUUGGUCAGCGUUAGUCAUUGUGAAACUAUGUGCCUCCUGCCCUGGUUUAUCUCUAUAGACAUCUCCCUGUGGCAGAAGAUAGAAUCCUCAUCUCUCCUUGUCUCUCCGGCAUCUAAAGAUGUCAGAGGUACAUUUAUUUGCUUCUUGCUGGGGAGUGUGUAGUAGGUACUGUUCUUCUUGGAUGGAAUAUUGUCUAGGUGAAUGUUUGAUAGUCAGUUUAGCAGGUUGAUGUACUGUCUUAUUUCCUAGAAUUGGUGGUUCAAAUUGGAGCAUUGUGUGCUAACUCUCCUGUACCUCGCCAACAAUGUUCAGUUGUUCUUAUAAACAACUUCUGAACUAAACACCUUUUUUUUUCUAGAGAGGUUACAAACAAGGAAAUUGCUUUAGUGUCAGAAUAGAGGGCAUAAACUGUAUCUAUGGCCACUGUUAAAAAUUUCUCAACAGCCUGGAUAUUUUCAAGAAGCUGAAACAGGAGGAGUGGCCAUUUAUGGGAUGUCCAAGUCAAAAUUUAGCACUUAGGAAAAAAUUUCUUUUCCAUUAUGACAUGUUGUCAAAAUUGAUAAUUGUUUUUGUGAUCAAAUAAGGGAUUUCUGACAUUUACAGGGUGGAGGGGAUUGAGUGGGUGGAGGGGAGAUCUAUUUUCACCAGCUGUUUUUGCAUCUGGUGAUAUUUCUGGAAGGAGUAUUGAUCUCUAAUCCUCCUAUGUACUAUUUGGGAUUUAAUUGGUAUCAUCAUUAACCACAUCUUUAGAUAAGGAGGUAGUUUUGAAUGGGAGCCAAGCUACCUGUUGAUGUAAAGUCUGUUUUACUUUUAUGAUGCCCAUCAUUAGCACCUCCUCCUUCCUGGCUGAAUUCCCUGUCAUUUUAAGUAGGCAGCAAUUACUGGUUUGCUAAAGAAGCCGUCUCCUGCUGCCAAGGAUCCUAUUAAUUAUCACUCUAUCUCUAAUUUAGCCUUCCUAGUGUUGAGAGAAGGUGCAUGUAAGUGUGUGGCAGAGCAGCUGCAUUCACAUCUUCAUAAUAAUCUCCUUUCUGAGACAGUUCACCGGACUCAAUGUUCAGCCAAAGGGCCAACACGGCCCUGCAGUUCCGAGGAGCAUCCUGGGGCCUCCAAGCCUCCAAUAAGCUCCUCCAGUAUGACAUCACGCAUCUUGCUACGCCAGCAACUCAUGCGUGAGCAGAUGCAGGAGCAGGAGCGCAGGGAGCAACAGCAGAAGCUGCAGGCGGCCCAGUUCAUGCAGCAGAGAGUGCCUGUGAGUCAGACACCAGCCAUAAACGUCAGUGUGCCCACCACCCUUCCCUCUGCCACCCAGGUGCCAAUGGAAGUCCUUAAGGUGCAGACCCACCUCGAAAACCCCACCAAGUACCACAUACAGCAAGCCCAAAGGCAGCAGGUAAAGCAGUACCUUUCUACCACUUUAGCAAAUAAACAUGCCAACCAAGUCCUGAGCUUGCCAUGUCCAAACCAGCCUGGCGACCAUGUCAUGCCACCAGUGCCGGGGAGCAGCGCGCCCAACAGCCCUAUGGCCAUGCUCACACUUAACUCCAACUGUGACAAAGAGGGAUUUUAUAAGUUUGAAGAGCAAAACAGGGUGGAGAGCGAAUGCCCAAGUAUGAACACGCAUUCGCGAGCGUCGUGCAUGCAGAUGGAUGAUGUAAUAGAUGACAUCAUUAGCCUGGAGUCAAGUUAUAAUGAAGAAAUCCUGAGCUUGAUGGAUCCUGCCUUGCAAAUGGCAAAUACGUUACCUGUCUCUGGAAAUUUGAUUGACCUUUAUGGCAAUCAAAGCCUGCCACCCCCAGGCCUCACCAUCAGCAACUCGUGUCCAGCCAAUCUUCCCAACAUAAAAAGGGAGCUCACAGCGUGUAUUUUUCCCACAGAGUCAGAAGCAAGAGCAUUGGCUAAAGAGAGGCAAAAAAAGGACAAUCACAACUUGAUUGAAAGAAGAAGAAGAUUUAACAUAAAUGAUCGCAUUAAAGAACUAGGUACUUUGAUUCCGAAGUCAAAUGAUCCAGACAUGCGCUGGAACAAGGGAACCAUCUUAAAAGCAUCUGUGGACUAUAUCCGAAAGUUACAGCGUGAACAGCAACGUGCAAAAGAACUUGAAAACCGACAGAAAAAACUGGAGCACGCCAACCGGCACUUGUUGCUCAGAAUACAGGAACUUGAAAUGCAGGCUCGAGCUCAUGGACUUUCCCUUAUUCCAUCCACGGGUCUCUGCUCUCCAGAUUUGGUGAAUCGGAUCGUCAAGCAGGAACCUACUCUUGAGAACUGCACCCAAGACCUCCUUCAGCAUCAUGCAGACCUAUCCUGUACAACAACUCUUGAUCUCACAGAUGGCUCCAUCACCUUCAACAGCAACCUUCAAACGGGGACCGAGAGCAGCCAAGGCUAUAGUGUCCCUGCGAAAAUGGGAUCCAAACUGGAAGACAUCCUGAUGGAUGACACUCUUUCUCCUGUUGGCGUAACUGACCCACUUCUUUCAUCAGUGUCCCCCGGAGCUUCCAAGACAAGCAGCCGAAGGAGCAGUAUGAGCAUGGAAGAAACCGAGCAUGCUUGUUAGCAAAUCCUCCUGCUCUGCAUCCUCACAAACUGCUUCCUUUCUUGAUUAGCAGAUUUAACGAUUUACCUGAAGGGGUUUUCUUGAUAAUUUUCCUUUAAUAUGACUUUUUUUUCAUGCUUUAUCAAUAGCCCAGGAUAUAUUUUAUUUUUUAGAAUUUUGUGAAACAGACUUGUAUAUUCUAUUUUACAACUACAAAUGCCUCCAAAGUAUUGUACAGUAUGUGUACAGUAUCUGUGAACUGAAUUCACCCCAGAAUUUAGAUUUCUGAGCAAGAGGAUUUUGCAUCAGAGAAAUUCUGUCAAUUUUUAUUAAGAGGAGACUGGGUUUGAGAUUUUUUAUGCCUGUGACUUCUUUGGAAAUGAAAUGUAAAGUUUAAUUAAAAGAAUGUAAAGCAGCCAAAAAAAAAAAAAAAGAGAGAGAGAGGAGAAAAAAGAAAAGAAGGAAAGAAAUCCACACUAGUCCUUUUCCAUUUUGUAAUGUAUCGAUUCAUUGGUACUGCCUUAAAGAUACAGUACCUUUCUUGCAUCAUUUACUCUUUAUACUGCAAACUAUUUAAAUAAAUACUAUAUUCUGUAAAAGAAAAAAAAUGCAACCAUUUUCACAAGGAUUGUUUGGUCAACACGUGUAACUAGUACCUUACUUAGGUGCAACUGAAAUUCAAGGGAGACAGACCAAGGCUCUCUCAGCCACUGUGUGCUGUUAGCUUUCCUCAUCAAUGAGUGUGACUCAGUUUUUCAUAAGAUAUACUUUAUUUUGAAAUGGAAGUUAAUGUCCUCUCAAAGUAAAAUAUUGAGGAGCACUGAAAAUUUUAUUUCUCUUUUUUUCCUUCCAUUUCGCUUUUGAUAAGGAAACCCAACUGUGCACAUUUCUAAUCGGCUUUACUAUUUUUAUUUUUUAAAUUAUGUUUUAUUGUUCAUUUGAUUUGUACAGUUUCUUUAUUAUCAUCAUUCUUCUCAAUAUGUUUGUCUUAAUUUGUAAGGAUAUGCAUCUUAAAAUGGCAAGUUUUCACUAUUUUUACAUCUCACUGGUGGUUUCCCGCAUUCUUUGUACACACGCGUGAAAGAAAACUUUCAUGCAAGGUCUUGUGUUUCAAGAGAGCUUUGUGAAUAUUUUGUAUAUUCCAGUCUCACCAGAACUGUUUUUCCACACAUGUAAGGUGUAGUAUUAACAGGUUAAAAUCAGUUUCCUAGAAAUAAUAAACUUACAUAUUUAUUUUUAGUGAUAGAAAUGUGGCAAUAGUCUUGGAGACUGAUAACCAUAGUGUUAACAUGCCCAUUAUGGUCAUCUAAAUUGGGGUUUAUUUCAGCAAACUUGCUGAAGUUUUUUAAAGAAAGAAAUACUGUAUUGGCAAAUUACUGUUACUUGAUAACAAUGUUUUCACAAGCAGCAACUCUGUAAAGUUAGAUUCAGUGCAUUAUCUACUUAUGUAGUCCUAUGCAAUAACAGUAGUGUUACAUGUAUUCUGUCAGGCCUCGAUGUUUCAUGCAGAUGACAUGUGGUGUUAAGAGCCAGGCUGUGGAAUGGAAUUUCUCAGUAGCAGCCUACAGUUGAAUAGGAAGUGGCAUAAAGCAUAUCCAUUCAGAAUGAAGUGCCUUAAAUAUAACAGUAGUCUUUUUUGGACUAGCACUGACUGAACUGUAAUAUAGGAGAAAGUUUCAAGAAGGUAUCCAUAGUCAAGGGGAACAUGUAGCAUGGUGCCUAUGUAAAGAGCUUCCAGUUUCCUUCAGAUAUUUUUAAUAUUAAAUAUAUUUUAGUGACAGUGCCAACUUCUUUCAUCAGGAAACCUUAUUCAGGAGGGUUUUUUUUUAAAAAAGAAAACAAGUUUAAAUGUCAAAUGUGAACUGGUGAUGGGUGUUGGAGGAUUCAGAGAGGAGUGAUUGUCAGAUGUAUGAAUGGAUGGCUUACGUGAAUAUAAUCAACUGCAUCGUUCCUAUGCAUGUUGGGCAGUGAGAAUCCUUGGAAACAUUGAUGAUGCUAUCAGUUUUAUAGCUUUAUUAGUUAAGGGGGUAGGGAAAAUUAGUUCCCAUUCUUUCAACCCACUUAAUUGUAUAGCUCUUUUCCUAGAAUAGUGAUACAAAUCUGCAUGAGCAGCAAAGUGUACCAUAGUGUUCAUUGAUACAAUCAUAGCAUUGUCUAUUUUUCUCUUCAUAUUUAUAUGGGGGGGGGGAGCUGGGUGCAAAAGUGGAAAAUCAUGAUGGUAUGAUGCUAGUUUUCUUUAGCUGAUUUCAAGGGUUCUUAAAAAUAGAGUGAGGUUGACUAACUCAUGGUCCAGGGAAUGUGGCCAGGUUAAGCAACCUGAUAGAAAGCUUUGUUGAGAGAAAGCAUGGCAUCUUGUACCACUGCCCUGACCUGACCCACAACUCCUGAGCUUACCAUUGCCUGCUUCUCCGUCCCCUUCUUAAGAGACAAUUUCUGGGAGUGGCAGGUGAGAAAGCCCAGGAGAAUGCUGCAGCCUCGGGGGUGGUUUUAUUUAUUUCUUGUUUGCCAAAUAGAGUGUGGAUUCACUUUAGGGACUAGUUAAGCCAAGAGGUAGUGGUUUGGAUUCACCAUUUUGUGACAAUGACAGAAUGAUCCACACCACUCCCCCCAUCCCUGGGUGCAGAAUUGUGACUUAGGGUUGGGUCUCUAUAUGGAGUAACCAAAAUGCCAAACUUGUCCACCUGCCUCUGGGUAAGGCAAUGGAAAUACCAAACCUUCUGACUUUGCCAAAAACCAUACAACCAACCUGGUCAUAUAUAGGAUGACAAAGUUCUUUCUGGUUGUUUUUAAAUAAUAAAGCAAUAAGAACAAAUAAAAUACAUAGGAAGUUAAAAGACAUAAAAUAAAGCACAAAGGAAUGCACUUACUAAUAUUUUUUUUUAAUGCACUGGGGGAAAGUUAAUGUUGAUAACAGUAUAUUAAAAAACCCUAUUUCUUGAAAAAAAAUGACAAAUGACUGUCUCUUGCGGACACUUGGUACUGUAAUGUUAAAUAGUCACCUGCUGUUGGAUGCAGCAAUAAUUUCUGUAUGGUCCAUAGCACUGUAUAUUAUGGAUUGAUAUUAAUGUAUCCAAUGAAAUAACUGAACUGUUGUUCUUGAGAGCCUCAUUAAAGCAUUUGGUUUUUCACAUA